AUGAGAUCAAAUAGCAAAUUACUUUUACUAAUAGCUUUGGGAUUAGUAGCUUAUCUUGUUCAGGCUGGAAGAGAUUUCUAUUCAAUAUUGCAAAUCAAGAAAAAUGCCAGUCCCUCGGAUAUUAAGAAAGCCUACAGAAAGUUAUCGCUAAUCAACCACCCAGAUAAAAAUCCAGACGAUCCUUCAGCAUUAAAUAGAUUCUAAGAUAUUGCUAGUGCUUAUGAAGUUCUCUCUGAUCCUGAUAAGAGAAGAAAGUAUGACAAUUGUGGAGAGGAAUGUGUAAACUAGCCUGAGAAUCAAGGAGGUGGAAUGAAUCCAUUUGAAGACAUUUUUGGAGAUAUUUUUGGAGAUAUGAGGGGUGGAGGUAGAAGAUAAUAAUAAGAAUAGACUGGACCAUCAGCUAAACUAAAAAUUAGAAUCACUUUAGAGGAUGUCUAUAAUGGCAAGGAAUACCCAAUUACUUAUAAUAGAAUGGUACUUUGUCCACAUUGUAGAGGCAGUGGAGCUGAUAACCCAGAGGACGUUGAAAUCUGCUCUCAAUGUAAUGGAAACGGUCAGGUCACCGAGCAAAGAAGACUAGGGCCAGGAUUCGUUCAGCAAUUCUAGAGAACUUGCCCUAAGUGUAAUGGAGACGGUAAAAAGCUAAAGUCAAAGUGUCAUGUAUGUCAUGGUGAUAAGCAAGUCAAGAGUGUUGAUGAGUUAUCCAUCUUCAUCGAGAAAGGUAUCCCUGAUGGUCACGAAUUCAAAUACAGAGAUGCUGCUGAUGAGUAUGUUAACGUUAGAGCAGGAGAAGUUACUGUUAAAGUUGAAACCCUUCCCCAUAAGGUAUUUGAGAGGGCUGGUAACGAUUUAAAAACAACUGUUAAGAUUACCUUGAAGCAAGCACUACUAGGUUUUGAGAAAGAAUUCAUACAUCUAGACGGUAGAUCAGUAAUCAUAAAGAGGACAAAAAUCACCAAGCCUGGUGAGAUUGAGAAGAUCAGAGGUGAAGGUAUGCCAGUGUAUGAAUACCCUACAGACAAAGGUGAUUUGAUUGUUACUUACUAGGUUGAAAUGCCUCAAACUCUAUCUAGAGAAUAGAGAGACAGUAAGUUUAUUGGUUUAUUAUAAUAUAUAGUGUUCAAGAUGGUUUUCUAAUCAUGA
Stylonychia lemnae is the source of this 1143-nucleotide messenger RNA. NCBI's taxonomy places the organism in Eukaryota, Ciliophora, Spirotrichea, Sporadotrichida, Oxytrichidae. The record is from the annotation of a GenBank genome assembly.